Phytophthora nicotianae INRA-310 is the source of this 249-nucleotide messenger RNA. RefSeq lists its product as hypothetical. Lineage: Eukaryota; Oomycota; Peronosporomycetes; Peronosporales; Peronosporaceae. The transcript has a single exon. The annotation marks the transcript as partial. The record is from RefSeq and is a predicted model, not a curated record.
AUGACCACACCCGACGUGGCUCCGGCCACAGCUACUACCGCCUCGCAGCCCUUUGACGACUUAGUCGACAAGGUCGAGAGCGGCUACGCCGCUAUGCCUACCACCCCAAAGACAGCCACGUCCUUCUCAACAUCCAAACCGCAAGGUCUCCAGCGUUUCGCCGUGCAGAGCGUGCAUCUACGCGAGUGCUUCGCCGAGUUCCUCGGCACCUUCGUCAUGAUCGUCUUCGGUAUGGGCGUCAACAACCAA